Molecule: messenger RNA, 1224 nt
Organism: Penicillium lagena
Lineage: Eukaryota; Fungi; Ascomycota; Eurotiomycetes; Eurotiales; Aspergillaceae
Product: male sterility protein
Exons: 1
Coding region: 1-1224 (407 amino acids)
Biological process (GO): long-chain fatty-acyl-CoA metabolic process
Cellular component (GO): peroxisome
Molecular function (GO): alcohol-forming very long-chain fatty acyl-CoA reductase (NADP+) activity
Source: RefSeq, a predicted model, not a curated record
AUGUCUCUUCCACCGGAUCCUGCCGAAUGGUUUCGAGACCAAGUGGUCUUUCUGACUGGGGGUACAGGAAACCUCGGGGGAUGCUUGUUGUACAAGCUUGCAAUCCAGCUCCCCACAGCAAAGAUCUAUGUUCUUUGUCGGGGUUCGAUGCGUCAAGCAGUGGCGAAAUGGGAAGAGUCCAUGCCAGAACAAAUUGAUGAUAUUCUCGAUACGGGUAAAAUCCACUGUCUUACGGGCGACAUCACUCAGCCAAAUCUAGCCCUAGGCACGAGCGAGCUUGAAAUGCUGCAGAACGAAGUGACGCUGGUGAUUCAUUCAGCGGCGAAUUUCUCGGUCUUUCAAGCCCUCCCUGAAUCUAUUCGGGACAACAGUCUGCCGGUCAUGGAGCUGGGUCGCAUGUUGCUCUCUUUCUGCAAGAUCAGGAUCCUCCUUCACAUAUCGUCAAUUUCCAGCAAGAGCUUUCUUCCUGGGGGCGUGGUACAGGAAAAUGCAGAUCGGCUAUCUUCCAAAGAAGACGCCCCCGAGAAGCAGCUGGCAGAAAUACUGGCUACGGGCAAGUCUCCGUAUACCAAACAAUUUAUCGCGCCUUACGCGCAAUCCAAAUAUCUGGCUGAACAGUUUCUCUUCGAAUUAAACGCCCCGUUCCCAAUCCUCAUCGUGCGCCCCUCGAAUAUCGGUCCGGCUAUUCAAGACCCUUUUCCACUAUAUGGUCCUGAAGGCGCAAUUCCCAUUCACACCUUUUUUCAACUACUUUUCGAAGCAAGCGAGCAUCGCACGUUCGAACACCUUGAUUCCGCACUUCCUCAACACAUCAUUCUCGAAGAAAUACCAGUAGACCUUGUGGCCAACACCUGUCUUCUGCAUCUGGCCUCAGGCUCAAAUGAUAUCGUGCAUGCCGGUUCGCAAUUAUACAGACCUAUCACCUUUGGCGAAUACGUAAAGCAACUUCGCCGCUAUGCACCACGGCCACUGGUGGAGAAAAUGAGCCGAGUCAGGGUGAAAAUGAACGCCCAUUUUGCUGAAAAAUCAAAUGAUAUGCUUGAGCACAUAUGUCGGGACUGGAGGGUUGAUUGUACACGCUCAAAGCCUUUAAAGUCGACAGGGGGACCGAUUGGACUGGAUAUCUCUAGUCACAACUUUGAUUCCUUUUUUGAAAAGAGGAUUUCUCGACGGGCGAACAAUUUGAUGUCUUGGAUAGACAGCCUCGAGUCCACUGCUGGGUAA